Messenger RNA from Diaporthe amygdali, 2688 nucleotides. RefSeq lists its product as uncharacterized. Gene Ontology annotation, biological process: carbohydrate metabolic process. NCBI's taxonomy places the organism in Eukaryota, Fungi, Ascomycota, Sordariomycetes, Diaporthales, Diaporthaceae. Bases 1 to 2688 code for a protein of 895 amino acids. Gene Ontology annotation, molecular function: hydrolase activity, hydrolyzing O-glycosyl compounds. The record is from RefSeq and is a predicted model, not a curated record. The transcript has a single exon.
AUGGCGCCUAGAUUGCGGUGGCUUGUAGCUGCUUUGUUCUUAAUUCUGAAUUCUUAUGUCCAUCUUACUUCUGCGUUUGUGAUACAUGCGCGGAACGAGACCAGCGUAAUACGUGAACGCAUAAGUCUGAAUUCAGCGUGGCGCUUUCUCCGCAGCGAAACAAACCCAGACGGCUUGACCUACGACAUCCGCCCUGACCAAGCAAAUUUGACUCUGGAAAUCCUCAAACCAUGGAUUCUUCCAGCCGCCAACCAAUACAUCGCAAACCCGGCCGACAGAUACCAAGUUCCAGAUACGGAACCACCAGGGAGUGAUGUUGCGUACCUGCAAAAAGGUUUCGACGACGGUGCAUGGGAGACCGUAAUCCUGCCACACGACUGGGCCAUCGCAGGGCCGUUCUACACGGAUGAGGACGAUCCAGUGGUAGGUGGUGGCAUGGGCCGUCUUCCAAUCCAAGGAGUAGGAUGGUACCGACGGAACAUUUCGUGGACAGAAACAGAAUCUGCUCUGGGAAGGCUGGCAUACCUCGAUGUCGAUGGAGCAAUGUCGUACGCGAUGGUGUGGCUGAACGGAAAAUUGGUUGGAGGCCGGCCAUACCCGUACAACUCGUUCCGUCUAGACCUUACACCCUAUCUCGAGCCUGGAGACGACAAUUUACUAGCUAUCCGGCUGGACAACCCUAACGAGUCAGCUCGCUGGUAUCCUGGUGCCGGCAUUUAUAGGAACGUUUGGCUCACGAAGACAUCUUCGGUACAUGUUGGUUAUGAUGGAACCUAUAUCACGACGAGCGAUGUAUCUUCAGAUUCAGCGACUGUUGAGCUCAGUGUACAGAUCUCAAAUCAAGGGUCAGCAGCCGGCGGAGUUGAGGUCGCAACAGAUGUACAUGUUUUCAAUCCCGAAUCCCGCAAGUUAGGUGACAAGGUCGCUGAAUUCUCGCGGUCUCCUGUCCCUCUCGAGCCUGGGGCCAGUCAGUCCACCAAUGCUUCAAUCACGAUACAGAGUCCUAGGCUAUGGAGUCCGGAGGAUCCAAAUCUUUACGCCGCCGUUACGCAUGUAUACUCCAACGGGACCGAGGUCGACACCUACGAAACUUUGUUUGGAAUCCGCGCCAUUACUUACGAUCCCGAUCAAGGUCUAUUGGUCAACGGUAGAAACAUUAAAAUCCAAGGUGUAAAUCAACACCACGAUCUUGGUGCCUUAGGAGCCGCCUUCAACGUCAGGGCAGCCGAGAGGCAGCUUGAGAUCAUGCAAGAAAUGGGUGUUAAUGCUAUCCGUUUCUCCCACAACCCUCCAGCACCGGAGCUGCUGGACUUGACAGAUCGCAUGGGAUUUCUCGUCAUGGAUGAGAUAUUUGACUCUUGGCAGCUCAACAAGACUGAUAACGACUUCCACCUGAUUUUCGACGACUGGCAUGAAGCGGAUCUGCGGUCCAUGGCUCGUCGCGAUCGCAACCAUCCGUCUAUCUUCACGUGGAGCUACGGUAAUGAAGUCGGCGAACAGUAUACUAAUGAGACUGGCGCUGAGUUGUCCGCACGACUUCGUGAUAUUCUCCGCGAGGAGGAUCCAACUCGCCUCUCCUCGGCUAGCCAAAACUAUGCGACUCCAGACCUUCCAUGGAGUGAAGUCGUAGACUUAUUCUACCUGAACUACCAGGGCGCUGGAAUCAGGGACACAGUGGCCUAUGGCAAUAUGUCUGGUAUUCACACGGCCCCCUUGUACCCAGUGUACCACGCCAAAUUCCCCGAGAAGAUGAUUCUGAGUUCCGAGACUGCCUCCACUCUGAGCACAAGGGGCACGUACAUCUUUCCAGUCACGGCCUAUAAUUCCGCCCCAAUCAAUGACACAUCCGGCGGCGACUCUGUUGGACGGAAAGUCAGCGACUACGGGCUUUACACAGCAAACUUCGGGUCAUCCCCAGACAAGGUUUUUGCCGCUCAAGACGCCAAUCCUUUCGUUGCUGGAGAAUUCGUCUGGACCGGUUUCGACUACAUCGGCGAGCCCACGCCGUACUACACAACCCGUAGCUCCUACAGCGGUAUCGUGGAUCUUGCUGGAUUCAAGAAGGAUCGAUUCUACCAGUACCAGGCACGAUGGAGACCUGACUUGCGGACUACGCACAUCUUGCCUCAUUGGUCCUGGCCGGAUAGAGUUGGUCUUGUAACGCCGGUGCACGUCUUCUCAGAGGCAGACAGUGCUGAGCUGUUCCUAAACGGAGAGUCACAGGGCAGAAAAACCCGGGCAGACGGCGAGUAUCGCUUCCGCUGGGAUGAGACUGUCUAUCAGCCAGGUGAAGUGAGCGUCGUGACGUACAAGGGAGAUGAUUUCUGGGCCAACGCGACCGUUCACACGGCAGGAGAAGCUGCUGGGCUUACGUUGAGCGCUGAUCGCACUGAGAUUGAAGCUGACGGGCUUGACUUGUCCUUCGUCACGGCUACUGUUGUGGAUAGCAGCGGUGAUGUCGUUCCGUAUGCCAAUAGUUCCAUCAGCUUCAAGGUUGAGGGACCCGGCGAGAUCGUCGCGACAGACAACGGUGAUCCGGCGGAUUUCACCCCGUUCCCUUCCCUCGAGCGCAAGGCAUACAGUGGCCUUGCCCUGGCUAUUGUACGUUCCACGGGCCCAGGAACAAUCACAAUCACAGCUGUCAGUGAAGGGUUGACGAGUGGCGAGGGAUCGAUCGAGGCCAAGUAA